Molecule: messenger RNA, 1776 nt
Organism: Galendromus occidentalis (western predatory mite)
Lineage: Eukaryota; Metazoa; Arthropoda; Arachnida; Mesostigmata; Phytoseiidae
Product: NECAP-like protein CG9132
Exons: 5
Coding region: 215-886 (223 amino acids)
Biological process (GO): endocytosis
Cellular component (GO): membrane; clathrin vesicle coat
Source: RefSeq, a predicted model, not a curated record
GCAGGUCUAUCCGGGCUCGUGUAGCUGACGUCGUUGGUGUGGUGUGUCAGCCGUUUGUCUACUGGGUAACACACUGCUGUUGUCGAUACAACCAACGAAGCCAUCUACAGAAGUCACCGAGACGACGGGGAACAAGCUCUGAAAUAGUCUUGACCCUUUUAGGGAGGUUGCAAGGAAUUUCACGUACAGUCUCUUCUCUUGCUGUUUAGGCGCGAUGGAGGACUACGAAUCCGUGCUCCUAGUGAAGAACGAGGUUUUCAUCUACAAAAUCCCGCCUCUGACGACGAACAAAGGCUACAAGGCGUCCGAUUGGAAACUGGAUCAGCCCGAGUGGACAGGCAGGCUGAAGCUGACGGCUAAGGGACUCGAUUGUGUGCUUAAAUUGGAAGACAAGAACACUGGUGAGCUCUUCGCCAAGUGUCCUGUCGAUAAAUAUCCUGGCGUCGCGGUGGAAGCCGUCACAGACUCUUCGCGGUAUUUCGUCAUUAGACUGCAGGACGACGACGGGAGAAACGCUUUCAUCGGCAUGGGUUUCGCGGACAGGAGCGACUCAUUCGAUUUGAACGUCGCGCUCCAAGAUCAUUUCAAAUGGGUCGAGAAAUCGCAAGAUACCUCCAUGACGGAAGAGAACAAGGGUCCUUCGCAAUUCCUGGGCUUCAAAGACGGCGAAACUAUCAAAAUCAACGUUAACAUUGGAAAGAAGGGGGGCAGCAGCCGACCACGCACAGAGAGGAGCGCAGCGAGCUCUGGCGGAAUACUCCUCCCUCCGCCGCCAGGAGGUGUGAAAUUAACUACGAAUACCGCUUCAGCUCGAGCGACACCUUCGCAACCUGUUCAAGCGAAGUCGGCCGCACCUUCGGCGGGGGAUAAUUGGAUUCAGUUUUAAUGGAUCGAUCGUUGAUUGCAGUAUGUAAGACACGCAAGCGAUUUUAAUUUUCACCUCUAUGAAGGGCUUGUACAUUGCGCACAUCGAGCCAACUGGAGAGGAGGUUGUAUAUAUAUUCAUCCGGAUGUUAUUAGGCCGCAUGGUUAUAUUGCGCAGAAUCGUACUUUAGUCUGAUGUAGGGAAACAUGUUCAUGUCGGUGUUGUCCUGACUUUUUUCCUUUCGGGAGUGGCUGAGCUGUUCACAUCACGUUCUAGUGUGCCCUCGAAGAACCACGAGGAGCUCCGUUUGGACGCAAUUCCGAACUUUUCAAGGUCAGUUUUUCGUCCAGGUUUUUGGGUGGGUGUCGCACGGCUGCGAUAGAGUUCCGUCGUUACACUAAAUACUGUUGAUUGGGAAGGAAAAAUAUACCUGGUUAUUAGUCCAACAGUCCUGGUUAUUAAGCCCAGCGUAGUCUAUCAGCGGGGUGGGGAUCCGGAAACCGGGCCGGUCUUGGAACCCCUAUGAAGUAGAACUUCCUCGACCGGAAACAAAUCGCAACUCUGGCGGCUGACGCUGCCUCCCGAUUCUCGCAAGGACUGAGGGGGGUUCAUCCUCGCUCCGAAAAUUAGGGGAUUCUCACUUCAGCACAAAGCCCGAUUCAACUAUCAUUCAGCUUUUAGAUUUCCGCGCAGGUCAUAGAGGGGAGUACAUGUGUAGAACUUUGUUGGAGACAUGGGUACACGUCGACGCUCAUCGCCCUUAUCCGAGAGUGCUAUUAUUCGAGCAUGAGUGUGCUGCAAGUGAGAACGUAUAUAGACUUCUAUGGUCUCUACUGCCGCGGAACUGAAAACUAUAGACCUACAUACAGCAAAUAUAUUGAGUCGGAAGUAGUAGAAUAAAAAUUACCUUC